This is a messenger RNA of Parastagonospora nodorum SN15, 1224 nucleotides long. RefSeq lists its product as hypothetical. The transcript is spliced from 3 exons. The record is from RefSeq and is a predicted model, not a curated record. NCBI's taxonomy places the organism in Eukaryota, Fungi, Ascomycota, Dothideomycetes, Pleosporales, Phaeosphaeriaceae. The coding region runs from base 1 to 1224 and encodes 407 amino acids.
AUGUCGGACAACCAAUCGAUCGACAUAGAACAGAUCGUAGCUGAGAUCAGCAACAUAUCCGACAACGCUAAUACGACGGUGCAGAAGAUGGACGCAGCGGUGAUUAAGGAAGACCUAUCAAGAGAUCUGAUUAUACAGACCUACAAAGAAACCAGCAAGAGCCAUAUACUUAUCAUCAAGCGCCUGCAAGAUGCCUAUGGGAAGUUCAGUAAGCGCGAAGUGGAGCGGAUCAGGGACAAGACAUCCAGGCAAAAGCAGGCCGAACGCAGAGACGACGGUACGGCGGAGCCGGUGGAUAUGGAGUUGCAGGCGGACAAUAGCAAGUUGUUAAGCAAUGUUAAGGUGCUUGAAAGAGAGAUUGAAAAUUUGAAGGGGAAGAAUGCCCAGCUGGGCACGAAGAACGAGGUACUGGAAGGGGAGAAUGCCCGGCUGAAGGGGGAGAAUGCCCGGCUGGAGAGAGAGAAGAACCAGCUGGAGAGAGAGAAGAACCAGCUGAGCAAAGAUGACAAGGCACUGAAGGAGGAGAAUGCCCAGGAUAAGACCCAGCUGGAGAAGGAUAAGACCCAGCUGGAGAAGGAGAAGAACCAGCUGAGCAAAGAUGACGUGGCACUGAAGGAGGAGAAUACCCAGCUGGAGAAGGAUAAGACCCAGCUGAGCACAGGGAACGAGGCACUGAAGGGGGAGAAGGCCCGGCUGGAGGGUGAAGUUGUUCGUUGGAAAGAUCAGUUUGCAGAGGAAAAGAAACUACACAACGAGGUGGAGACCAACAAGGAGCUACAAAAGAACAUCCAUAAGACGAACGAGGUACGCGCGCAGCAAAUCAACGACCAUGCAGAAAUCCUGCCAUCGGAACCUACUGCAACUCCGAUUGGUGGGUCGAGCGACCAAAACCGGGCCCCGGGCACGCCAGAAGAAAACGCGACUCUGGACCAGUCUCAAGUGCAAUGGGCAGAUGUGCUUGCGUUCGCCAGGGUCAUCGUAUCAACUGCCCUCGCUUUCGCCGUUGUAGCCCAAACUCAUGGAAACAUGAGGACAACAUACCCGGGAGAGUUCGCUAUGAAUUGUACAGACUUCUUGAUCGUCAUACACAGCCUGUGUCCAAACGAAUCACUACGCGCGCUCAAAGGCAAUUGGGCCCAGGAAUGGCUUGACACCGACGAUAACACCCAAAAAAAAAAAUUGGACCAGGUUUCGUUCGCACCUCCUAAGCCAGGAAGAUGCUGA